Molecule: messenger RNA, 1326 nt
Organism: Tetrahymena thermophila SB210
Lineage: Eukaryota; Ciliophora; Oligohymenophorea; Hymenostomatida; Tetrahymenidae
Product: thioredoxin
Exons: 3
Biological process (GO): protein folding
Cellular component (GO): endoplasmic reticulum
Molecular function (GO): protein disulfide isomerase activity
Source: RefSeq, a predicted model, not a curated record
AUGCAUAUAAACAUAUUCAUACUAUUUUAAUUAAACUUUCUAAAAAAACUUUAAAAAUUAAAUAUAUUUACAAAUAGGAAUAUGAAUAAAAUAAUAGUAUUUUGUUUAGUAUUAGCAAUAGUAUCUGUAUCAGGUAGAUAAUGGUUUCAUGAUGUUAAGGCUACUUCAUUGAAUCCUGAAUUAUUUGAUUAACUUGUUGGAAAAGAUAAUCAUUAUUUUGUAGAAUUCUUUACUCCUUGGUGCGGUUAUUGUUAAUAAAUGGCUGGUGAAUGGAACAAACUGUUUAGCCAUUAUGAGGAAACCUAAGAAACUCGUAAAGAUGUGAAAAUAGCUAAAAUAAAUUGCGAUGAUCAUUAAAGACUUUGUAUUGCUAAUGAUGUUAGACAAUAUCCCACUGUUUUACUCUAUAAAGCAGGAAAUAAGAGACCAACUCAUUAGUAUUAAGGAUGGAGAAAAUUUGAAGAUUUUAGAGAUUUUAUUGAAACACAUGCUCCUAAGCCAGUUUAGGAAAACCCAUAGGAAGCAAAUGAUGAUUAAGCAAAAGCUCAAUAAUUAAAUGAAGAAGAAUAAAAGUUAAAAGAAUAGGAAGAAUUGAUUAGACAACAUGAAGAAGCAAUUGAAAGAUAGCACAGAGAAUAGCUUUUGUUACUACAAAGAUAAGAAGAAGAAGACAGAUUAAGAAGAUAAUAAGAAGAACGAAUUAGGUUAGAAGCUGAGCAAAAAUUAAGAGAGAUUGAAGAAGAAAGAAUUAGAAAAUUACAAGAAGAAUAAAACAGAAUUAAUGCUUAGAGUAAUCAAUAAGAAUAAGCUUAAAAUUAAAAUUAGAAUAAUUAGGCUAACGAUUCAGCUAUUAUGAACUAAAUUAAUCAAGUUUUAUAAUAAACUAGAAGCAUUUAGCAUUAAAUUCAGCAAGUGCCUUAAAUCCAAUCACUAGUCCAUUAACUCAAAGUUAACUUGGAUUAUACAAUUUAAAAAGUUGAUAUAGUCGAAUAAUAUCUCAAGCAUUAAAAAGAAGUUGCAUAAUCUCUUCACUCUGAAAUCUAAAAAUUACAAGCAGAAGUAAAGUCUCUAAAGUCAGGCUCUCAAGAUAAGGAAAACGAAGGACAAUAAUAGUAACAACAAAACUAGCAAUAAGUUAAGCCAGACUAACAAAAAAAGCCUAACAAAAAUGCAUUACCAGUUGAAAAAUCAUUUAACAUUAUGCAUUCAAUAAUUUUUAUAGCCGUAGGUGUCUGCAUUGGCUACAUUUUCUUCAAAUUCUUUUCAAGAUAAAAAUCUCCAGCUUCAUUACUCAUCUCACAUGAUUAAUUAGGAAAAAGUAAUUGA